AUUUCACUAAUCGAUUCUUCUCGAAACCCAGAAAAACAUGCAUAAAAACGGCUCUUUCUACUUCAAAUUUCAGCGUCUUUCAGAAAUCAUCAAGCUUAAAAUAAUUCUCUGCUCUCGAUCUUAGUCUUAGUCUUAACUUUGUAGUUUAUUUUGUUAAAUCAACAAUGGCAGGAAAAGGAGAAGGGCCAGCGAUCGGUAUCGAUCUAGGCACAACAUACUCAUGCGUCGGCGUAUGGCAACAUGACAGAGUUGAAAUCGUAGCUAAUGAUCAAGGCAACAGAACGACUCCGUCUUAUGUUGCUUUCACUGAUACAGAGCGUUUGAUUGGCGAUGCUGCUAAAAACCAGGUCGCCAUGAACCCCAUCAACACCGUCUUUGAUGCAAAGCGUUUGAUUGGUAGGAGAUUCAGCGAUCCUUCAGUUCAGAGUGAUAUCAAGCUCUGGCCAUUCAAGGUCGUUGCUGGUCCUGGUGACAAGCCUAUGAUUGUGGUUACCUACAAGGGCGAGGAGAAACAAUUUUCUGCCGAGGAGAUUUCUUCAAUGGUUCUCAUUAAAAUGCGUGAGAUUGCUGAAGCUUUCCUUGGCACCUCUGUCAAUAAUGCGGUAGUUACUGUCCCUGCUUACUUCAAUGACUCUCAAAGGCAGGCCACGAAGGAUGCUGGUGUCAUUGCCGGUCUAAAUGUCAUGCGUAUUAUCAACGAACCCACUGCCGCUGCUAUCGCUUAUGGUCUUGACAAGAAGGCAACGAGUGUUGGUGAGAAGAAUGUGCUCAUCUUUGAUUUGGGUGGUGGUACUUUUGAUGUCUCUCUUCUUACCAUUGAAGAGGGUAUCUUUGAGGUGAAGGCCACUGCUGGAGAUACCCACCUUGGAGGUGAGGACUUCGACAACAGAAUGGUGAAUCACUUUGUUCAGGAGUUCAAGAGGAAGCAUAAGAAGGAUAUUAGUGGAAAUCCCAGAGCUCUAAGGAGGUUGAGGACUGGUUGUGAGAGGGCCAAGAGAACUCUCUCAUCCACUGCUCAGACAACCAUCGAGAUUGAUUCCCUGUUUGAGGGGGUUGAUUUCUACUCGACCAUUACACGUGCUAGAUUCGAGGAGCUUAACAUGGAUCUUUUCAGGAAGUGUAUGGAGCCUGUAGAGAAGUGUUUGAGGGAUGCUAAGAUGGACAAGAGCACUGUCCAUGACAUUGUCCUUGUUGGUGGUUCUACUAGAAUCCCCAAGGUGCAGCAGUUGUUGCAGGACUUUUUCAAUGGGAAGGAGCUUUGCAAGAGCAUUAACCCUGAUGAGGCUGUUGCUUAUGGUGCUGCUGUCCAGGCUGCAAUCUUGAGUGGUGAGGGCAAUGAGAGGGUACAAGAUUUGCUACUUUUGGAUGUCACUCCACUUUCUCUGGGAUUGGAAACAGCUGGAGGUGUCAUGACUGUUUUAAUUCCAAGAAACACCACCAUUCCCACAAAGAAGGAGCAGGUGUUCUCCACCUAUUCAGACAACCAACCUGGUGUCUUGAUCCAAGUUUUUGAGGGUGAGAGAGCAAGGACAAAGGACAAUAAUUUACUGGGCAAAUUUGAGCUAUCUGGCAUUCCUCCAGCACCAAGGGGUGUUCCUCAAAUCACCGUGUGCUUUGAUAUUGAUGCCAAUGGUAUCUUGAACGUCUCUGCUGAGGACAAGACUACUGGCCAGAAGAACAAGAUUACAAUCACUAAUGAUAAGGGAAGGCUGUCAAAGGAGGAGAUUGAGAAAAUGGUACAGGAAGCUGAGAAGUACAAGUCUGAGGACGAGGAACACAAGAAGAAGGUUGAAGCUAAAAAUGCCUUGGAAAAUUAUGCCUAUAACAUGAGGAACACCGUGAAGGAUGAGAAGAUUGGAUCCCAACUUAACCCAGCUGAUAAGAAGAAAAUCGAGGAUGCAAUUGAUCAGGCCAUUCAGUGGUUGGACAGCAACCAGCUUGCGGAGGUUGAUGAAUUCGAGGACAAGAUGAAAGAGCUGGAGAGCAUUUGCAAUCCUAUAAUUGCCAAGAUGUAUCAAGGCGCUGGUCCUGACAUGGGUGGCAGCAUGGAUGAAGAUAUUCCAUCGACUGGUGGCAGUGGUGCUGGCCCUAAGAUUGAAGAAGUCGAUUGAUUGAAAUUCUCCUCGAACAUUUUCUGCUUGGGUUUCAUGUUAGCUGCCUUUACUGGCUUUUGUUAUGGUUAAUUUGGGCUUGAUUUUGUUGUCUACCCCUGUUUGUCCACUUGCCGAGUGGUAGUGGCUCUCUUGUGAAGAACCCAGUUUAUUUUCCCGUUUUAAUUUAAAUGUAUUUUCUUUGUUUUUUUCUCUCAA
Molecule: messenger RNA, 2309 nt
Organism: Populus nigra (black poplar)
Lineage: Eukaryota; Viridiplantae; Streptophyta; Magnoliopsida; Malpighiales; Salicaceae
Product: heat shock 70 kDa protein 4
Exons: 2
Coding region: 165-2111 (648 amino acids)
Biological process (GO): cellular response to unfolded protein; protein refolding
Cellular component (GO): cytoplasm
Molecular function (GO): heat shock protein binding; misfolded protein binding; ATP hydrolysis activity
Source: RefSeq, a predicted model, not a curated record